UUACUAAACCAGAUCAUAAAAGUAGCCAACCAGUUUUCUACUUAAACUCAACAGUCAACACCAAAGAAGCAUGAGCAAAUAUUCUUUAAGAAGCAACGCAAGGAUUGUGUUGUACCAACAAUUUGCCAGAAAUGUCUCACUUGCUUAACCCUUAAAUGUUGAUGAUCCUGUUGGUAUUAGUGGCGGAUCACCCUAUUCUUGCAGCAAAAAAUUAUCAUCUGGAUUUAUUGUAAUGUUUUUGAUAACCAUAGUGACCGGGACUUAUGCUGUGAUCAGAGUAGUCUAGGCAUUUCGACAUUAUCUGGUAGAUCAUCUCAGUUGUUUAUACUGAUCGGUAUCGUACUUUUAGUUGUCGUGUGCCCACAGCCCGCUGCUGGUUCCUCUGGUGGAGAAAAUCAGAGAAAGCGUGCAUCACAAGUGUUGAAUCAGGCAGCGCAAGGUGUGUAGCGUUUUGACAGAUGAAAAUGUUGAUGAAGCUGAACAUGAAUUUCAGGAUAAAGUAAUGAGCUCGAGAGCAGGCGCGAUGGCGAUGAUGAUGGCGCCGAAUUUAAUUUUAGGCGAAUGUACAUGUGAUUCCGAAGCAGAAGAGCGUGACAAGAAUCUAGCUUUGAAGUAUAAAGUUUCGAUACUUGUCACAAGUGCAAUCGGGGUUUGUAUUCCGUUUCUAGGGAAGAUAAUUCCGGCUUUGAAUCCGGAGAAGAAUUUGUUUUUUCUCGUUAAGGCUUUUGCCGCGGGUGUGAUUUUGGCAUCCGGAUUUAUACAUGUGCUUCCUGAUGCGUUUGAGAAUUUAACAACUCCGUGUUUAGAUAAAAAUCCCUGGGAAAAAUUCCCGUUUACGGGAUUUAUUGCCAUGGUUGCAGCAAUCGGGACUCUGAUGAUCCAUAGUUAUGCGACUUGCUUUCAUAGCAAAUCAUAUCUGUCUAAUAAAGCUCAAAACACGGUUGCUGUUAGUGAUGUGGAGGACUCGGGGACUCACGUGCAUGGCCAUGUUCAUGGAUAUUUGGUUUCAGAGCCCUCCCAACAGCUUAUUCGACAAUGCGUGGUAUCACAAGUACUGGAACCGGGAAUAGUUGUGCACUCUGUGAUAAUUGGAACACAACACAUAUCCAAAGGGAAGCUCUGAAUAGUAAGAACAUAGCGCAUUGUGUUAAUCCAGAAAAUGCUAUUCCCUGCUACAACAGUUAAUAAGAAGACAAGCCAAUGUGCAAGCCAACAGUUAAUAAGACAAGCCAAUAUGCAAGCCAACAGUUAAUAAGAAGACAAGCCAAUCGGUUCUUGCAUGAUUCAGGAGUACAAGCUGUUAACGGAGGAAUUUGGUAGUUAACAAAAUUCGAGGUUCGUGGCCGGAAUCAAGAUCUAUGAUGGUGGCUGAGCGGUGGUGAUGAAAUUUUAGGGGUGGCUGAGAUUAGGGUUUCGAGUUGCCUCCAGAUGCUCCCAACUCGUGUCCCCUAAUUUGCCUACGUACCCCUAUAUUUAUAGGGGAUCAAGCCAAUACGUAGUUCUUUUCUCCUAAGAAACCUAAUAGGAUUAGGUUUCCCCUUCUGCUGUCUUCCUCCUGAAAGGGGCCCAAUACGAUGAGGCCUAGACUUGGGCCUUGUAGACUCUCGAGCACCCAAGACUUACCCCAAAUGCAAGGACGCUUCUCUACUCCCCGACAGGGACAACCCGCCAGACUACAGAGAUAGAGCCUUCCAGGGCGUAUCUUCGAGAAGAUUUCACAAGCUCCCCGACAAGGACAACUCGCCAGACUACAGAGCAAGGCCUCCUCUAAUCUUCAUUCUCUAUCUCCCAAGGAGGAUAACUCCUCAGACUACAAGGUAGAGUCUUCGACAAGUUAACAGUAGAGCUCAUAUACACCUAAGGGCGUCCCCCUAGGUAAAAUAUGUCUCCUCCUGCCCUUCAAAUAACGAUCUUUCUCUGUAACCUGAAGAUAAGGCGCGCCCCAUCUUCUUGAAGUGGGUUCUUCUUAUUGACAUAGCUGGUUUGGACUUGGUCCAAUCUUGAGCCUAUCAUAGUCUUCUUUUAUGGGCCGGGUCUUCAUGGUGAUUUUUGCGUAUAACAACUACCCCCCAGAUCUUGGUGGCAUUGAAGAUGUCGACGAGAUCUUGAUGUCCUUUAUCCCCUGAGAUGUCCCAUCUUGGUUGCUCACGGUUGAUGCAGAAGAUGUUUACGUUCUUUAACUAGGCGCGCCAUAUUUUGCCGUAUAAUAGCUGAGUCCGAAUAGUACAAGUGAGUCGAACGAAGGAGAUUCCUCUGAAGCCGAUGAUGAAGAAGUUUCUUGAAGAUGGAGAUGAUUUUGCUUGACGGGGGUGAAGAUGAUGUUCGCUUGACGGAGGUGAAGGUAGCAUUUGCUUGAUGGAUGUGAAGGUAGUGCUUGCCUGAUGGAGACGAUGACGAGGUUGCUGAGGAUGAGGUCGCGGAAGCCGAGGCUGAGUCGAUGAAGAUGAGGCCGCGGAAGCCGAGGCUGAAGGAGAGAUGAGGCUGCGGAAGCCGAGGCUGAAGAUGAGGCCGCGGAAGCCAAGGCUGGAGGAGAGAUUAAGCUGAGGCCGCGGAAGCCGAGGCUGAAGGAGAGAUGAGGCUGCGGAAGCCAAGGCUGAAGAUGUGGCCGCGGAAGCCAAGGCCGGAGGAGAGAUUAAGCUGAGGCCGCGGAAGCCGAGGCUGAAGGAGAGAUGAGGCUGCGGAAGCCAAGGCUGAAGCAGAAGAACGCGCCCUCUACCACGUCUGUAUGAUCACCCCCCAGUUUCGGAGUAUGAGCUUGACUUGAAGAUGCAGGUUGGAGAAGACAGUGUUGCGAAGUUGUGUUGUGACGUAUAUUUACUCUGAAUCUUGAAGACUGGAGUGUUGGACGCGUCUCUGUAUACAACAUAUAUACACAAUUAUAUUUAGCAAAAUAAUAAGGUUAGUAUUUACCUCAUGGCGCGCCCUGUUAGGGGAAGGUGCGCCUCUCGAUAAUUUCAAGAGAACGCUGUUCGGGGGAGACACAUCUUGUAAAUAUCCUCGAUUCACAUUACUUUCAU
Messenger RNA from Daucus carota subsp. sativus, 3017 nucleotides. RefSeq names its product zinc transporter 1-like. The transcript has 2 exons. The record is from RefSeq and is a predicted model, not a curated record. Gene Ontology annotation, molecular function: zinc ion transmembrane transporter activity. Gene Ontology annotation, cellular component: plasma membrane. Bases 503 to 1123 code for a protein of 206 amino acids. Gene Ontology annotation, biological process: zinc ion transmembrane transport. Lineage: Eukaryota; Viridiplantae; Streptophyta; Magnoliopsida; Apiales; Apiaceae.